Molecule: messenger RNA, 3115 nt
Organism: Pelodiscus sinensis (Chinese soft-shelled turtle)
Lineage: Eukaryota; Metazoa; Chordata; Testudines; Trionychidae
Source: RefSeq, a predicted model, not a curated record
CGGUGGGGGGAGGGUGUCCCCUGCCCAGCUCGGGGAGGGGGCUUCGGAGCGUGCUCGCCGCUGACGCUGCGCUUUGGGCUCGGCAGGCUGGCCCCUGCGGAGCGAUGGAGUUCGACUCCCACCAGCAUUACUUCUACGACCACGACUCCGAGGAGGAUUUUUACCGCUCCACCGCCCCCAGCGAAGACAUCUGGAAGAAAUUCGAGCUGGUGGCCACUCCCCGCAAGGCGCCCCCCUGCCCCGCCGGGGGCAAAGCCUGCUGCCCCGGGGCAGGGGAGAGGUCCGACCGGCUCUCCCACUGCUGCCUGCCCGGGGAGGAGCCGGAAUACCUCCUGGGCCCCGGGGCGAUCUUGGGCAACCUGAGCGCCUUCAUGCUGCAGGACUGUAUGUGGAGCGGCUUCUCCGCCCGGGAGCGGCUGGAGAAAGUGAUGACCGAGAAACUUUCCACGGGCGCGCCAAGGGCGAAUCCGCACAAGUCCCCCUUGGCCCAGGACGCGGGGUUCAACAGCCCGGUGAGCGAGUGUGUGGACCCCGCUGCCGUCUUCCCCUGCCUCCCGGCGGAGACCAAGCCUCCCCCGGCCGCCCCGGGAGCCGAGAGGCCAUGCGAUUCGGAGGGUGAAGAGAUUGAUGUGGUGACCGUGGAAAAGAGACAAUCGCUCAGUAUGAGGAAGCCGGUCACCAUCACGGUGCGAGCAGACCCCCUGGACCCCUGCAUGAAACACUUCCACAUCUCCAUCCACCAGCAACAGCACAACUACGCUGCCCGCUCUCCCCCCGACACCUGCUCCCAGGAGGAUGCCUUGGAGAAGGAGCCCAAAGAGGAGCCCUUGAGCAGCCCGGAGCAAGGUGCAGAGCACUCUGAGCCUGGCCUGCCCAAAACCGGGAGCACACCCAGUUCGGACAGCGAGGACAUGGCUAAGAGGAAAAACCACAACUACUUGGAACGCAAGCGGCGAAAUGAUCUCCGCUCCCGCUUCCAGGCCCUGAGGGACCAGGUCCCCGGUCUGGCUAACUGUCCCAAGACCCCCAAAGUGGUGAUCCUGAGCAAAGCUGCGGAGUACCUGCAGUCGCUCGUUGUUGGGGAGCGGAGGAUGGCUGCAGAGAAAAGGCAGCUGAAGCUGAGACAGCAUCAGCUGCUGAAGCGAAUUGCCCAUCUCAAGGGACUUUAGCUACCACAGACUUGACACCUUUCCCAAUAUUGAUUUGCACAUUUUUUUGGUUAGCGUGAACCCUCCAAACUACAGAUCCCAGAAUGCACUGCAGCCAGCGCACACGAAUAUGGCUUGCAUUCUAGGAAGCGGGGGAGCUUCUUGUCUCCCUUAUCCAGGCCUGGUCUCGGGUUCCUCCUUUAACAGAGUAGGGAGUAGCUUAGCCCACAGCUGGCAAAUUCUUAGCCUGUGGGGACACUGGUACUUGGCACCUGACUUGUAGGCACUGGACUUUGCUUGGGCUGAAAUGGUCAAAAGGGACCCGUGAGUUCUGGGUGCCUCGUUCUGAGGGUGUCCAGAGAUGCUGAGCCUCGAACAGGGAUGUGGAACAAAGCCCGCUGAGGCCAGUUGGAGCUGCCUUAGCGCCUUGAACUUCAGGCCUCAGGUACCUGAUUUUGGACACUCAAACUGAGGCCACUCUCCAAAAUACAGGCCUGAGUGGGCAACCAGAAGCCUAAUAAUGAUGGCAGGUUCCUGAUUCAGACAGGACCUGAAUCCAGCCCUUCUGUGGCUUCUCUUCAUACAUGCAUCACUGGGUGGCUGGGUCAAUAUGGUGGCUGUUGCCAUGGUCCACUGAAGUUUGACACCCUCCCCUGCCUCCUCCCCCAUUCUGCUGCCCAGCCCAGGUGCCUCUGCUGUGGUGCUCUUGCCUUUCCCCUCCCCAUCCUUUCCCUGACCAGCCCAUAGUGGCCCACCUCUCCAAUCUCCCCAUCCUGCUCCACAUCAGUGGGGCUGAGACCAUGGGCCCGCUGCAUCCCCUCCAGAAGUGUCUUCAAAUCAAUAAUCGGAUUGCUUUCGACAGAGUCUCCACUGCCAAUCGGCCAGGGUGUUCCGCUCCAGGGCGUAGCAAUCCAGUGUCCCAGUUCAGGGUCCAUCUCUCUACAAGCAGUGACAAUGGGGGCAUGCCCCAAAGUGGGUGGGGAUGGGGAAACUUUGCUCUCUAGGGGCCAGGGCUGUUCUUAAAGAUCCUCUUUCUCCCAGGGCUGGAUGGCUAAACGUUAUUGCUGCAGAAGACCCGAGACCAGCUUGAAAUGGACUAUACCUCACUUUCUUACCACUUUACACAGUAGCUUGUCUUGAGGCUUGUGUUCUAGAAACUGCUGCUGUAACUGUCUGACUCGUAGCCGGGAUGACCUUUUUUUAAUGCUGUAUUUUUGUACAACUUUUUUGGAGAGUAUUGUUUAAGACUUGUCUUUGAAAACCUUGUUCUGGGGGCGUUGUCCCUGCUGCAGGCUGGUGAAGGUGUGUUGGGGGAAGGGCUGGAAGUGUCCCUGGGGCCUUGCUAGGAGGCUCCGAGAGGUCCUAGGUUCUUAUUUGCUUGCUUCCAGAUAGGAGACUCUGGGAAGAUCCCUGCUCCUCAGGCUGUAGACAGGGCAAUAAUGAUCCUUUCACAGAGGAUCAGGGUGAAACUUGCCCUGUUUGCCUGGCCUUCCUGUAUUCCCCAAAUGCAGGUUCUCAGGAGUGGUGCUGCUUAAAAUCCUAGGGGCCUGACUGUUACCUGGAGUUACUUUGUCUUUCCCGGGGAGGGUUGAUGCUCCUCUUGGAAGCAUCUGAGACGUGAGUCCCUCUGUCUGUUAACCAGCAGCGACACCCUUGGGAAGCUGCAUUUGUUCAGCUGGCCAAACUUCAUUUCACCUCCCCACGAAUCUCCCUCUGCUGUGAAUACUCGCCCUGCCUUCCUAGGCGGGGUCGGUGUUUUUGUGGGUGGGGGAGCAGGACCAGGAGCCUUCAUCUUUCGUGGAAGGGGGUGUGGCUGGGACCUCCACUCUGCAGCAGACACACAGAGCAGCCCCUGAGUUGUCUGGCUCCUACCUGACCUUCUGAGAAACGUUAGAGUUAACACUGUGGUCGGAUUUAGCACUUUUCUUCAUUACCUCACACUUCAUAAAUAAAUAAGUUAGAAAAGA